Molecule: messenger RNA, 298 nt
Organism: Amoebophrya sp. A25
Lineage: Eukaryota; Dinophyceae; Syndiniales; Amoebophryaceae
Source: the annotation of a GenBank genome assembly
AUGCCACCUAUGCACUCGCUUGCGGGCUGAGUCAAAUUUGAAAAGGCUUGCAUCAGAACGUAGUAGACAUACUACAUCGACAGCCAGUCUUCUUUUUCGGUCUCACUGGCAACGACUGGCAAUUUUCCACUAAUAGAGACACAAAGCAUCAUGAAUCUGCUUGAGACUUACGACUGUGACGGCAGCUGCGGCCCACCGCCGCUAACUGCAGAGGAGGAGGAAGUGUUUAUGUCGGGAUUUGUAACUCCACUGAGCCAAGGCAUAACUUCGGGGGUGCCAAAUAGCGGCUUGAAAUACC